CGGGCUGACAGGCAGACGGGCUUCACUUGCUGUGGCUGCACCCGACAAGUUCACCUCAUUGGCGGACAGAGAGUGGACCGAAUACGCGGAGCCUCAAUACGUUUUGACCCGGGCAUUGUUUUGAACUGGACGGCCGUGCUGUAAAGCAUUUCUGGAAAAUGUCUAUAUUACCUUUCACCCCUCCAAUCGUGAAGAAGCUUCUUGGCUGGAAAAAAGGGGAGCAGAACGGACAGGAGGAGAAAUGGUGCGAGAAGGCGGUGAAAAGUCUGGUGAAGAAGUUGAAGAAGAGUGGCCAGUUGGACGAGUUGGAGAAAGCCAUCACUACUCAGAACGGCAGCACGAAAUGCUUGACCAUACCCAGGUCACUAGAUGGCAGACUCCAGGUCUCACACAGAAAAGGUCUCCCUCACGUGAUCUACUGCCGCUUGUGGCGCUGGCCCGACCUGCAGUCACACCAUGAGCUGAGAGCUGUAGACCACUGUGAGUUUGCCUUCCACACAAAGAAGGAUGAAGUGUGCGUCAACCCCUAUCACUACCAGAGGGUGGAGACUCCAAUUUUGCCGCCUGUCUUAGUUCCUCGCCACGCAGAUAUUCCAGCUGAGUUUCCUCCAUUGGACGACUACAGUCCAUCCAUCCCAGAGAACACAAACUUCCCCUCUGGCAUUGAGCCACAGAGCAAUUAUAUACCUGAAACUCCGCCACCAGGUUAUUUAAGUGAAGAUGGUGAGGCCAAUGAUCACCAGCUCAACCACAGCAUGGACACAAGUUCGCCCAGCUUAUCGCCCAAUCCCGUUUCUUCAACAAACAAUAAUCUUGACUUGCAGCCUGUGACGUAUUGUGAAUCGGCCUUCUGGUGCUCCAUCUCUUACUACGAGUUGAACCAGCGAGUAGGGGAGACCUUCCACGCUUCACAGCCGUCCCUCACUGUAGACGGCUUCACAGAUCCCUCCAACUCUGAACGUUUCUGCCUUGGGUUGUUGUCCAACGUCAACCGCAACUCAACGGUGGAGAUCGCUCGCAGGCACAUAGGGCGGGGCGUGAGGUUGUACUACAUUGGUGGGGAGGUGUUCGCAGAGUGUCUCAGUGACAGCGCCAUCUUCGUCCAGAGCCCUAAUUGUAACCAGCGGUACGGCUGGCAUCCGGCCACCGUCUGCAAAAUUCCUCCAGGCUGCAACCUGAAGAUCUUCAACAACCAGGAGUUUGCUGCUCUCCUGGCCCAGUCCGUCAACCAGGGCUUCGAGGCCGUCUACCAACUCACCCGCAUGUGCACCAUCCGCAUGAGCUUUGUCAAAGGCUGGGGAGCUGAGUACAGGCGACAGACAGUGACCAGCACCCCCUGCUGGAUAGAGCUGCACCUGAACGGCCCUCUGCAGUGGCUCGACAAGGUCCUCACACAGAUGGGAUCUCCCAGCAUCCACUGCUCCAGCGUGUCCUAAACUUUGCUCCUUAGACGCAGCAAGACUCGUGCAGGGGGCGGAAAGCAAGUGGUCACGUCAGUUUUUAAGUCACAGAUCCUUUAUCCAUCAGAUGGAUAUUUAACUCAUCAACAUUGUGCUUUCGUGGACAUCUAGGUUUUUCUAUGUAUGAGACCAUGAGUCGCCAUUUUUCCAGUUGAUGACAUGAUCUACUCACAAGUUGUAGUGGAGUGAAAUAUGACUUUUCCUUAGUCAUUCUGAGAUUGUUUCAAUUUGAUGCCUCCAGAUGCUUACGAUUCUAUGAAUUAUUGAAAUCUGAGUUUCAGUGGCACAGUGUUGCACUUCAUCCUCACUGAAUCAGAAGCUUGAUCAGCUUAUCUUCGAAAUAUGAGAAUAUUUAAUAUUCAAGGACGUUGUAUGUCAUUUGUCUUGUUGGUAAUGUCAAGUAUUUGAUUAUUUAAUUGGUAUUUUAGCUAUUUUGACGAAGAAAAAUAGCAACAUGUCUUGAAAGGAACCCAAAUAUGAAACUAUUUUGCUCAGUGAUAGACAUUUUCUAAUUUAUUUUUGCAUACUGUCUUGCAUGGGGUUAUAUUUUUAUUAUUGCCUCGACAUGAUUGGAGAGAAAUAUUUAUAGCUUGUGAAUACUUGUGGUCAUGUGAUGCUUGAAUCGGCGGUCUUGAGCGACCUCUGGCAUGAUUAAUAACCGAACAGCAGUGUGCUCUGGCUGAGGUCAGCAGGUUUGAGUUGAGCACGGAGCGAUUCAACACGCUUGUUAGAGUUCACAGUAAAACUAAAAUCUAGAUAAACAUUGGGUAUCGUGCCUGCAGGUUAGUGUGAACACUAAGACAAUAGUUCUGUCUUCUGAUCCGUGGACUUUAUAGUAGCUGGAGAUGUCUGUCCUCUGUCUGUCCUCGUCUAUGCUAAUGACCUUGCACUUACAGAAGUCUGACUUGACGUCUAUUUUAAACAGUCGCUCAGUGCCAAACUGGAAUACUGUGUACAGCCAUGUGACAGGUAUUUGGUGAGGUGGUCCAUCAGCUGGUAGUAGUUUGCUCAACCAGGACUGGCGGACUAAUGUUGGUGUUCCACAAUAUAAUCCAAAGGUUUUGUUUCUGUAAAGAGAUAAUAAAAUCCAAAU
Synchiropus splendidus (mandarinfish) is the source of this 2553-nucleotide messenger RNA. RefSeq names its product SMAD family member 3b (gene smad3b). Gene Ontology annotation, cellular component: heteromeric SMAD protein complex. The transcript has 9 exons. Gene Ontology annotation, biological process: SMAD protein signal transduction; transforming growth factor beta receptor signaling pathway; cell differentiation. The record is from RefSeq and is a predicted model, not a curated record. Bases 159 to 1436 code for a protein of 425 amino acids. NCBI's taxonomy places the organism in Eukaryota, Metazoa, Chordata, Actinopteri, Syngnathiformes, Callionymidae. Gene Ontology annotation, molecular function: RNA polymerase II cis-regulatory region sequence-specific DNA binding; I-SMAD binding; DNA-binding transcription factor activity, RNA polymerase II-specific.